This is a messenger RNA of Papaver somniferum (opium poppy), 789 nucleotides long. RefSeq names its product probable leucine-rich repeat receptor-like protein kinase At1g35710. The transcript has 3 exons. Gene Ontology annotation, molecular function: protein binding. The record is from RefSeq and is a predicted model, not a curated record. NCBI's taxonomy places the organism in Eukaryota, Viridiplantae, Streptophyta, Magnoliopsida, Ranunculales, Papaveraceae. Bases 1 to 789 code for a protein of 262 amino acids.
AUGGAACCCGAUAAGUCCCAGUUUGUUACCGUGUAUGUUAAGCCUUUUGAUGCUGAUUGGAAUGUUUCACAUCAGAGAUGUGUUGCUGUAAUUACUUCUGGUUCUUGUUUUUCUUCAACUCACAGGAAACGAUUGCAGCUCAUUCUCUCCUCCCCUCUUGGAAGACUAAGGUCUCUUACUAAUUUUGAGCUGUCUACAAACUAUCUCACUGGUCCAAUACCUGGUUCUUUAACAAAUUUAUCUAGCCUUGUCGUUUUUCGCUUUGGUAAAAACAACCUUUCUGGCAACAUCCCUCAAGAUAUAGGAAGGCUAAAAUCUCUUACAGUCUUAGAGUUGUCCGUAAACAGUCUCAGCGGUUCAAUUCCUGCUUCUUUAACCAAUUUGUCUAGGCUGGACACUCUUUCUCUUGAUGCAAACCAACUCUCUGGUACCAUUCCUCAAGAUAUCGGGAGGCUAAGUUUUCUUACAACCCCUCGAGAUAUAGGAAGGCUAAAGUCUCUUACUGUCUCUCAUUUGUACAGAAACAAUUUCACUGGUUCUAUUCCUACAUCUUUGUGCAGUUUGAGCAAUUUGACAAUUUUUUCAGUUUACCAAAACCAACUCUCUGGUGCACUCCCUCAAGAUCUAGGAAGUCUAAGGUCUCUUACUGUCUUACGUCUUAACCAAAACAAAUUCACCGGUUCAAUUCCUGUUUCGAUAGGUAAUUUGAGCAGUUUAACUGAGUUGUCUCGUUUUCGAAACAAAUUUUUUAGUGGUUCACUGCCAACUGGAAUCAGCAAUUUAACAUAA